UCAUGGCCUGUGCUAGGAGGGAAGAGGACUGGACAUGAGGCAUUAGCAAGUGGGACUGAGUUAGCAACAUCGAGGACAACAACACAACAUCAAAAUGAGUGUCAACAUUGUGAGGUUUACUGCGGUUGUACUCAGUGUCUUUGGAUGGUCUCUGACACUCUCCUCAGCCACCCAAGUGGGUCUGACCGACAAAGUCCUGGUCUUCCCUUAUGAGACAGACUUCAGCUUCGUGGCCCUGAUCCCGCAGAAGGAAAUGGGGCUCAGGGCCUUCACUCUCUGCAUGCGUGUGGCCACCGAGCUGCCUGAAGAACGGCAGAUCAUCCUGUUCGCCUACCGCACCGCUGACUAUGACGAGCUUAACAUGUGGCGUGAGAAGGACGGACGCAUCUCCUUCUACAUGAGCGGUGACGGCUCCUUCUUUCAUCUGCCGCCCCUCACCACCUUCCGCACCAGCCUCUGCCUGACCUGGGAGUCUCGCACCGGCCUCGCUGCCUUUUGGGUGGAGGGGAGGCGCAGCACCUACCAGGUCUACAAACCCGGGCACACCAUCCGUCCACAAGGCACUGUCCUCUUGGGGCAGGACCCGGACAAACACCUGGGGGGUUUAGAGGCCGUGCAGAGCUUUGUAGGGGAGAUGACGGAUCUGAAUAUGUGGGACUUUGUGCUCUCCAGGAGCAUGAUCCAGGCCUGGCACUACGGACACAAGGUCCCCAAGGGCAACAUCUUUGACUGGGGCACUAUCGAGUAUGAGCUGAACGGGAACGUGAUGGUGGUUGAUGAUGACUGACUCGAUGUGGAGUCGAAUGCAGACAAGGAUCAGGCUUUGGAGAUCUGUGUUGGACUGAUACUGAUAUGCGUGAUUGUCUUUCUUAGAUUCAGUGUUGUUUUAUGUUAAAGCCCUUCAACUGUUCCUCCAUAAAGUCCACAAGUCCCUGUAUUAAUGUUAUUAGAACCUCAUAUUGACUAUGUAAUGAGAAUAGAAAGGAGCAGUGCUUUUUGUGCUUUCAGUAUCUUGAUUAAAUAUCAUCCUAUAUGGAACCUGUAACUAUUUCCAGCAGCAAAAUUCACUUGCAGCUAAAGCCAAUAGUUUGCAGUGCACAGAAGUCAGUUGUUUUACAUCAGUAACUCUUCAUUUUUAAAAUUCAGCAAGUCUUCUUAUCUCGACGCUUCAUCAAACAAAAAACACAACAUGUGACACACAAAUUGUCGAUGUGCCACAUGUUACCAUGGGGUGGCACUCUCUACUAGUUCACAUCAAACAGCAUUAUCAUGCCUCCAUCCAUCCACUAAUGUGAUGUGGCAUAGUAAUGUUUAUAGAGGUUAUGAAUGAGGCCGCAAGUAAGUCUUUAAAAUGUUCAAAAAAAGGGGUCCAGAUUAAAUUACCAUACAUUUAUUUGCAGUGCAUGAACAUUUAGCAAAUGUCAAACAACUAAUAAAACAUCAACUCACAUUACCAUGGUGCUGUAAUGUAUGAGAGAGCAAAUUUCAACAGCCUUUAAUAUUAUACAUUUUAAAUUGACAACUGCAAUGCAAAUAUAGGUUUGAAAUGUACAGCUAUAAUUGAUUUCAAAAUAUCUUCUAACUAAACUGAUCUUCUUUCUUGUCAGUAUUUAUCAUAUUGUAACAAAAACAGCUAUCAAACAUGCAAUUAGUACACUUGUCCAAUGAUACUGAUCAUAAAAAUGCGAAAUAAAGAAAGAUAUUAAAACAGCAAACUGGGAGAUGCAUUAUUUCUAGUGUAGACUCAAUGAUUUAACUGCACUCAGAGACAAAUAGCAAUUAUCAUGUUUAGAAUCCAUUGCCAUAAUGUUGCCUUUGGUUCGCGUACUCACUCAUGAAUUUUCCAUGUUUCAACUGAUGUAAGAACGCUUUUGGGUCUGAAAUAAAAUCUUGCCAUGUGCAUAACUAAUAAUGUUUGUAAUUAAAGAGAAUAUUUCAUCUUUGAA
This is a messenger RNA of Dicentrarchus labrax (European seabass), 1946 nucleotides long. RefSeq names its product C-reactive protein 1 (gene crp1). NCBI's taxonomy places the organism in Eukaryota, Metazoa, Chordata, Actinopteri, Moronidae. Bases 95 to 787 code for a protein of 230 amino acids. The record is from RefSeq and is a predicted model, not a curated record. The transcript has 3 exons.